CGACCCCCCUCCCUAGACGGUUGUCUUUUCCCUCUUCCCGUUACCUCUCGGCUGGGUUGUGUGACGGGAAAGGCUCGGCGGGUUGAGGUUGAGUGACUGCUGCGAGUCCUGAGAGGAAGGGGCCGAUGCGGAAGAGAUGAAUCGGACAAAAGUUGAUGAGGAAGAGUACUGGCACAGCUCCAAGUUCAAGGCUUUCACGUUUGAUGAUGAUGAUGAUGAUGAACUCUCCCAGUUGAAGGAGUCCAAACGGGCAGUGAACAGCCUUCGGGACAUUGUGGAUGAUGAUGACGAUGACCUGGAGAGGGUCAGCUGGAGUGGAGAACCUGUGGGGAGCAUCUCUUGGUCCAUCAAAGAGACAGCUUCCAGUGGUGGCCCCACCCUUGAGGGACGUGAGCCCCUAAAGACUCGAAACAGCUUGUCGUCAUAUCCUCCACUUCCCAAGCCUGCCUCCUCCUACUCUUUGAGCAGCUUCUUCAAAGGAAGAAGCAGAAUUGGGAGUUUCCAGUCCCUUUCAGAUGCUCUCUCAGAUGUACCUCCUAAAAACUAUGCUCCAGAACUGCGAAGACCUAAGGGUGAAUACAAGGAUUACAGCAGUGACUGGAGCCUCAGUGACACAGUCAGGCGUCUGCAGAAGGGUAAGGUCUGCUCCCUAGAGAGGUUCCGUUCCUUACAGGACAAGCUCCAACUUCUGGAAGAAGCAGUGUCUAUUCAUGAUGGGAACGUCAUUACUGCUGUUUUGAUCUUCCUCAAGAGGACCCUGAGCAAAGAGAUCCUUUUUCGAGAGCUCGAAGUGCGACAGGUUGCCCUGAGACAUCUCAUUCACUUUCUUAAGGAGAUAGGUGAUCAGAAGAUGCUACUGGACCUUUUCAGGUACCUGGACAGAACAGAAGAACUUGCACUAUCCCAGUACCAAGAACAUUUAAGCAUCCAGGACCCUGAGAAACGGAAAGAAUUUCUCAAGAGUUGCAUUGGUUUACCAUUUUCAGUGGAAGAUGCUGCUCAUGUUCAAGACCAUUAUACACUCCUGGAACGACAGAUCAUCAUUGAGGUGAAUGACCGACAUCUAGAAUCUUCAGGGCAGACAGAAAUCUUCCGGAAACAUCCAAGAAAGGCCUCCAUCCUCAACAUGCCGCUGGUGACAACUCUCUUCUACUCCUGCUUCUACCACUACACAGAGCCUGAGGGAACAUUUAGCAGUCCCAUCAAUCUGAAAAAAACUUUUAAGAUUCCUGAUAAGCAGUAUGUACUGACAGCGCUGGCUGCCCGUGCCAAACUCCGAGCAUGGCAGGAUGUGGAUGCCCUCUUCACCACUAAGAAUUGGCUGGGGUACACCAAGAAGAGAGCUCCCAUUGGCUUCCACCGGGUUGUGGAAAUUCUGCACAAGAACACUGCCCCCGUACAGGUCUUACAGGAGUAUAUCCGACUUGUGGAAGAUGUGGACACAAAGCUGAAUCUGGCUACCAAAUUUAAGUGCCAUGAUGUUGUCAUUGAAACAUAUCGGGAUCUGAAGGAUCGGCAGCAGUUACUAGCUUACAGGUGUAAGGUGGAUAAAGCGUCUGCAGAAGAGGAGAAGAUUGACAGCAUUCUCAGUAGUACGCAAAUUCGAUGGAAGAACUAAUUGGAAAAUAGUGAACCAAGGAACCUUCCUGUUUGCCCUCUUCCUGUCCCCCAAAGAGGAGUGGGGAACUCUUCCAGGGAGAGGUACUGUAAGCCACAUCAUUUGGGCCUAUCACCAAAAGGCAGAGCCUGUGCCUGGGACAGAUCAGCACUUAGACCAGAACAUCUUCAAACUGAGCCUCACACCAGAGGACACAUGAUGGCUGAAUCUUAAAGCUGUGAUUUGUGAGACCCUACUGACUAGGUGCUUUUGUGAAGGUCGAGAGGGAGGCAUUUUCAAAUUUGUGACUCUGAGGGCUCAUUCUUGCUUUAACUGAGAUGAUUGCUUCAGAAAAGAGGUGCCCUGGACUGAGUGUCAGUCAUCAUGGAGCUGGAAGCUUUCUUGUCAGCUGGUGGUGGAACUGAAUUUGGUUGGACAGUGACUAUUCCAAGUCAAAAGGCAAAGACCAGAUGCCUCUACAUCACAGAAGCAGAACGAGGGCGCUGAAGAUUUGCAGGGAAUACGACAAUGAUGACCAAUUCACGUUCAUUUUUACCAUGCCCUUUGAAGUAGUUUUUCCAGCAAGUGUUCCUCUGCUACACCACCUCACCUACUGUCCCAAGAGAUUGUGGUAGCUUUCUCUUGCACACUGAGGGUCCUUCUUAUGCUGGUGAUGAGAGCAGAUCCCCAUUAUUUCUUCUUCUCCUACCCCAGACCUAAGGCUUUGUUUAGAAGUCAGAUGUAGCACCUUCCAAUUUCCAGCAAUGCUGGGAAAUACUCUCUUUGGUUUCUCUAUCCUUUAUUGGGAGCUGUAGGUAGAUCUAUCUGGGAUAGACCCAGACUUGGUCCUGCCUCUGAUCUACCAUGGAUUGUGAUGGGGGGGGUCAUUUUUUUCACCCUUGGUUUUCACAGGGGCAUCCUACAAUGCUUGAUUAUUGCUCUGCACCAAGCAUAGUUUCCUCUCACUCCUGUCAGAGCUCUUAAUAAAGCUGUUUCUCUGCCUCCCUA
Vombatus ursinus (common wombat) is the source of this 2605-nucleotide messenger RNA. RefSeq names its product VPS33B interacting protein, apical-basolateral polarity regulator, spe-39 homolog (gene VIPAS39). Gene Ontology annotation, cellular component: cytoplasm. NCBI's taxonomy places the organism in Eukaryota, Metazoa, Chordata, Mammalia, Diprotodontia, Vombatidae. The record is from RefSeq and is a predicted model, not a curated record. The transcript is spliced from 20 exons. Bases 137 to 1618 code for a protein of 493 amino acids. Gene Ontology annotation, biological process: vacuolar transport; intracellular protein transport.